GGCGAUAACAAUGAUGGGUCUGAUUGCUCCUCCGUUAUUGACGACGCCUCCAUCACAUCUGUGUCAGCUCUACCAAAUGUUGAGGAGCCCAUGUGUCAGGAGGAGGAGGCUUGUGUGGUGAAACCAGCCCUGGUACCAAGCCUUUUCCCACUCAUGCAGCCAACACUUUACUUCAGCACUGCCAACGAGAGAGUUGAGCAGUUGCCCCCGGAGAUGGCCGGCAUGCUCAAAUGGAAGAUGAGUACGGUCACACCAAACAUUGUCAAACACACCAUCGCCAGGUCUCACUUCAAGGCCACCAAGAAAAGCUAUGAUUGGCUGGGAUGUUGGGGACACCAUAUGAAGUCACCUGGGUUCAAGGCUAUUAGAGAAUAUCAGAAGCUGAACCACUUUCCAGGAUCUUUCCAGAUUGGCCGGAAGGAUCGGCUGUGGAGGAAUCUGUCUAAGAUGCAGGCUCGCUUCGGCAAACGGGAGUUCAAUUUUUUCCCACGGACCUUUGUGCUACCACAGGACAUCAAGUUACUGAGGAAGGCCUGGGAGGACGGAGGCAACAGACAGAAAUGGAUCAUUAAACCGCCCGCAUCGGCUCGAGGGAUUGGAAUCCAAGUUAUUCACAAAUGGAGUCAAAUGCCACGCAAGAGACCUCUGCUCGUGCAAAAAUACCUACACAAGCCCUACCUCAUCAGCGGUAAUAAGUUUGACCUGCGCAUCUAUGUGUAUGUGACCUCGUACGACCCUCUCCGCAUUUACAUCUUCAACGAUGGGCUUGUUCGUUUCGCAAGCUGCAAAUAUUCCUCCUCCAUGAAAAGCCUCGGCAACAAAUUCAUGCACCUCACCAACUACAGCGUGAACAAGAAGAACUCAGAGUACCAGAGCAACAGUGACGACAAGGCUUGCCAGGGACACAAGUGGGCUCUGAGGGCCCUGUGGCAGUACCUGGGAUCUAAGGGAAUAAACACCACACUGAUUUGGGAGAAGAUCAAAGACAUGGUCAUUAAAACCAUCAUCGCGUCGGACCCGUACGUGAACACUCUCAUGAAGAUGCACGUGCGUUCUCCGUACAGCUGUCACGAGCUCUUUGGUUUUGACAUUAUGCUGGACGAGAAACUAAAGCCCUGGGUGCUAGAGGUCAACAUCUCACCAAGCCUGCACUCUAACACGGCUCUGGACGUGAGCAUCAAGGGUCAGAUGAUCCGGGAUUUGUUGAAUUUGGCUGGGUUUGUGCUGCCCCAAAUGGAAGACCUUCUCCCUUCAAGUAGUGCCAGCAGCUCCACCAGCAGUCUCUGUGGAGGAAUAAGAGAGAGAUCCAAACCUGACCUGUCCACUGAUGAGAAGGUCAAGCGUGCCUUCUACCUUAGCCAGCGCUUUGGAGACCAGGACUUCUACUCCACAGUGCUGGACGUCCUGACCCCGGACGACGUGCGGGUUUUAGCCGAGAGCGAGGACGAGUUUAGCCGACAGGGCGAGUUUGAGCGGGUUUUCCCCUCUCCCUCCUCCUCACGAUAUCUGCGCUUCUUUGAGCAACCGCGCUACCUCAACAUCCUGCUCGACCAGUGGGAACAGAAGUACUGGCCAAACAGGAGCAAGGGUAUAAAUCUACUGCGGAGUGUCUGUCAGAAAGGAGUUCACCUGGGGAACCUGCUUGACUCCGCCCAUCAUUGGUCUUCCAAGCCCUACACUGGACACAAGAGUGACACCCCCAUCGCCCCAUCCCCUAAGUCAGAGUUGACAAGAUCAAGUGUGAUGGUCAGUAGUCAGUAUCUGAGGUAUCUCCCGGGUGAUGAUGAGUACUUGUCUGACCAUGAGGUUCAGUCUGUCACCUCCAGUCUGCCCGUCAUCACGCUCCUGGGAUCGGACGACCCCAGUCCCAGCCCUAGCCUCUCCUCCAGUUCCACGCCCAGCCUCGCCAGUGACAGUCUGCAGACUGGAGACCUCCUGUGACCGCUGCCCUCACAGCUGCUACACCGAAAACAUCCAGAUCUUCCAUCUAACGCACAAGGAUGCACACUCAGGAUUUGGCACAGGGAUGUUGUGUGCAUUCCCUGCUCAGACAGCUGCACUAACAUACACACUUCUUCUUCUGCUCUCUCUUUCUCUCCUCAGAGAGGGUUAUAUUACCCCUUUGUUAUGUGAGUAGUGGGAGGAGUGAGAGAA
Molecule: messenger RNA, 2154 nt
Organism: Chanos chanos (milkfish)
Lineage: Eukaryota; Metazoa; Chordata; Actinopteri; Gonorynchiformes; Chanidae
Gene: ttll4
Product: tubulin tyrosine ligase-like family, member 4
Exons: 17
Coding region: 91-1941 (616 amino acids)
Biological process (GO): protein polyglutamylation; microtubule cytoskeleton organization
Cellular component (GO): ciliary basal body
Molecular function (GO): tubulin-glutamic acid ligase activity; tubulin binding
Source: RefSeq, a predicted model, not a curated record